AUGUCUUCCCCCCUUUUCUAUUUCUUCCUCUUUCCUUAUCUCUUCCUCCUUUCUUACCUCGUCCUCCUUUCCUUACCUCUUCCUUUUUCCUUUCUCUUCUCAUUUCCCCAUACCUCUUCCUCCUUUCUAUCUCUUCUUCCUUUCCUUACCUCUUCCCUCCUUCCUUACCUCUUCCUCCUUUCCUUAUCUCUUCUUUCUCCUUUCCUUACCCUCUUCCUCCUUUCCUUACCUCUUCUCCUUUUCUACCUCUCUUCUUCCUCUUUCUUUCUCUUUUCCUUUCCUUGUCUCUUCUUCCUCCUUUUCCUUAUCUCUUCCUCCUUUCCUUCCCCUCUUCUUUCUCCUUUCCUCUCCUCUUCCUCCUUUCCUUACCUCUUCCACCUUUCCUUUCUCCUUUCCCCCUUUUUCUUACCUCUUCCUCCUUUUCUCUUCUUCCCCUUUCUUAUCUCUUCUUCCUCCUUUCCACCUCUUCCUCUUUCCUUACCUUUUCUUUCCUUUCCUUCCUCUUCCUCUUUCCUUUCCUUCCCCUCUUCCACCUUUCCUUAUCUCUUCCACCUUUCCUUACGUCUUCCACUUUUCCUUACCUCUUUCUCCUUUCCUUACCUCUUCCUCCUUUCCUUCUUCCUCUUCCCCUUUCCUUAUCUCUUCCUCUUUUCCACCUCUUCUUUCCUUACCUCUUCCACCUUUCCUUACCUCUUCCUCCUUUCCUUACCUCUUCCUCCUUUCCUUAUCUCUUCCUUUCCUUACCUCUUCUUUCUAUUUCCUUACCUCUUCCUCCUUUCCUUAUCUCUUCUUUCUCCUUUCUUACCUCUCCUCCUUUCCUCCUUUCUUUUUCCUUAUCUCUUCUUCCUCCUUUCCUUACCUCUUCCUCCUUUCUUACCUCUUCCUCCUUUCCUUAUCUCUUCUUCUUUCUCCUUUCCUUACCUCUUCGUCCUUUCCUUUUCUUAUCUCUUUCUCCUUUCCUUUUUUACCUCUUCCUCCUUUCCUUACCUCUUUUCCUCCUUUCUCUUCCUCUUUCCACCUUUCUUUUUCCUUUCCUUUUCUCCUUUCCUUACCUCUUCUUCCUUUUCUUAUCUCUUCCUCCUUUCCUUACCUCUUCCUCCUUUUUCCUUAUCUCUUCCUCCUUUCCUUAUCUCUUCCUCUUUUCCUUUUCUCUUCCACCUUUCUUAUCUCUUACCUUUUUCCUUACCUCUUCCUCCUUUCCUUUAUCUUCUUCCUCCUUUCCUUACCUCUUCCAUCUUUUCAUAUCUCUUCUUCCACCUUUCCUUACCUCUUCCUUUCUUAUCUCUUCUUCCCUUUCUUCCACCUCUUCCCCUUUCCUUACCUCUUCCUCCUUUCCUUAUCUCUUUUCCUUAUCUCUUCCUUUUUCUUACCUCUUCCUCUUUUUCUUCCUCUUCUUACCUUUCAUUUCCUCUUCCCUCUUUCUUACCUCUUCUCCUUUCCUUAUCUCUUUACCUUUCCUCUAUCUCUUCCUCCCUUUCCUUACGUCUUCUUUCUACUUUCCUUUACUUCUUUCCUCCUUUCCUUAUCUCUUCUUCUCCUUUCCUUACCUCGUCCUCCUUUCCUUGUCUUCUUUCUCCUUUCCUUACCUCUUCCUCCUUUCUUCUUUCCUCCUUUCCCUUACCUCUUCCUCCUUUCCUUACAUCUUCCUCCUUUCCUUACCCUCUUCCACCUUUCCUUAUCUCUUUCACCUUUCUUACCUCUUCCUUUUUUUCCUUACCUCUUCUUCCUCCUUUCCUUACCUUCUUCUUUCUCUUUUUUCCUUACCCCUUCCUCCCUUUCCCACCUCUUCCUUCUUUCUCACGUCUUCUUUUCCUUUCCUUACCUCUUCCUCCUUUCCUUACCUCAUCUUUCUCCUUUCCUUACCUCUUCCUCCCUUUCCUUACCUCUUCUUUCUCCUUUCCUUGCCCUUCACCUUUUUUCUUUCUCCUUUUCCUUAUCUCUUCCACCUUUCCUUACCUCUUCCUCCUUCCUCCUUCCCCUCUUCCACCUUUCCUUAUCUCUUUCACCUUUCCUUACCUCUUCCUCCUUUUCUUACCUCUUCCUCCUUUCCUUACCACUUCCCCCUUUCCUUACCUCUUCCUCCUUUCCUUAUCUCUUCUUUCUCCUUUCCUUACCUCUUCCACCUUUCCUUACCUCUUCUUCCUUUCCUUAUCUCAUCCUCCUUUCCUUACCUCUUCCUCCUUUCCUUAUCUCUUCCCCCUUUUCUUACCUAUUCCUCCUUUCCUUACCUCUUCCUCCUUUCCUUAUAUCUUACACCUUUCCUUAUCUCUUCCUCCUUUCCUUACCUCUUCUUCCUUUCCUCACCUCUUCCUCCUUUCCUUAUCUCUUCUUCUUUUCCUUAUCUCUUCUUCCUCCUUUCCUUACCUCUUCCUCCUUUUCUUACCUCUUCCUCCUUUGCUUAUUUCUUCUUCUUCCUUUCCUUACCUCUUCCUCCAUUCCUUAACUCUUCCUCCUUUCCUUAUCUCUUCCACCUUUCCUUAUAUCUUCCUCCUUUCCUUAUCUCUUCCACCUUUCCUUAUCUCUUCCUCCUUUCCUUACCUCUUCCUCCUUUCCUUAUCUCUUCCACCUUUCCUUAUCUCUUCCUCGUUUCCAUAUCUCUUCCACCUUUCCUUAUCUCUUCCACUUUUCCUUACCUCUUCCUCCUUUCCUUACCUCUUCCUCCUUUCCUUAUCUCUUUCUCCCUUCCUUACCUCUUCCUCCUUUCCUUACCUCUUCCACCUUUCCUUAUCUCUUCCUCCUUUCCUUACCUCUUCCACAUUUCCUUAUCUCUUCCUCCUUUCCUUACCUCUACCACAUUUCCUUACCUCUUCCUCCUUUCCUUAUCUCUUCCUCCUUUCCUUUCCUCUUCCUCCUUUUCUUACCUCUUCCUCAUUUCCUUACCUCUUCCUCCUUUCCUUACCUCUUCCUCUUUUCCUUACCUCUUCCUCCUUUCCUUACCUCUUCCUCCUUUCGUUAUCUCUUCUUUCUCCUUUCCUUAACUCUUCCACCUUUCCUUAUCUCUUCCUCCUUUUCUUACCUCUUCCACCUUUCCUUAUCUCUUCCACCUUUCCUUACCUCUUCCACGUUUCCUUACCUCUUCCUCCUUUCCUUAUCUCUCCCACCUUUCCUUAUCUCUUCCCCCUUUUCUUACCUCUUCCUCCUUUACUUACCUCUUCUUUUCACCUUUUCCUUACCUCUUCCUCCUUUCACCCUCUUCCUCCUUUCCUUAUCUCUUCCACCUUUCCUUAUCUCUUCCUCCUUUCCUUACGUCUUCUUUUCUCCUUUCUUACCUCUUCCUCCUUUUCCUUAUCUCUUCUUUCUCUUUCCUUACCUCGUCCUCCUUUCCUUACCUCUUUUCUCCUUUUCCUUACCUCUUCCACCUUUUCCUUAUCUCUCUUCCACCUUUCCUUACCUCUUCCUCUUUUCCUUACCUCUUCCUCCUUUCCUUAUCUCUUCUUCCUCCUUUCCUUACCUCUUCCACCUUUCCUUAUCUCUUCCACCUUUCCUUACCUCUUCCACGUUUCCUUACCUCUUCCUCCUUUCCUUAUCUCUCCCACCUUUCCUUAUCUCUUCCCCCUUUUCUUACCUCUUCCUCCUUUCCUUACCUCUUCUUUCACCUUUCCUUACCUCUUCCUCUUUCCUUACCUCUUCCUCCUUUCCUUAUCUCUUCCACCUUUCCUUAUCUCUUCCUCCUUUCCUUACGUCUUCUUUCUCCUUUCCUUACCUCUUCCUCCUUUCCUUAUCUCUUCUUUCUCCUUUCCUUACCUCGUCCUCCUUUCCUUACCUCUUCUUUCUCCUUUCCUUACCUCUUCCACCUUUCCUUAUCUCUUCCACCUUUCCUUACCUCUUCCUUUUUUCCUUACCUCUUCCUCCUUUCCUUACCUCUUCUUUCUCCUUUCCUUACCUCUUCUUUCUCCUUUCCUUACCUCUUCCACCUUUCCUUAUCUCUUUCUCCUUUCCUUACCUCUUCCUCCUUUCCUUACCUCUUCUUUCUCCUUUCCUUACCUCUUCCACCUUUCCUUAUCUCUUCCACCUUUCCUUAUCUCUUUCUCCUUUCCUUUCCUCUUCCUCCUUUCCUUACCUCUUCCUCCUUUCCUUACGUCUUCUUUCUCCUUUCCUUAUCUCUUCCACCUUUCCUUACCUCUUCCUCCUUUCCUUACCUCUUCCUCCUUUCCUUAUCUCUUCCACUUUUUCUUAUCUCUUCCUCCUUUUCUUACCUCUUCCUCCUUUCCUUAUCUCUUCUUUCUCCUUUCCUUACCUCUUCCUCCUUUCCUUACCACUUCUUUCUCCUUUUAUGCUCACCCUGUUUCUUUCUCUUUUCUUUUUCGUUUUAAUUCAGACAUUUUCUUUUCCCUCGGUCUUUUUUUUCUUUCUUUUCUUUCGUUAUCUCGGCCUUCGUUUCUUUCGUUCAUGUACUCUAUUCCUUUCUUUUUGUUAUUUUUUUUAUUUAUUUUAUUGUUCCUUAAUUUUUCUUUCUUUCUUUCUUUUUUCUUUCUUUCUUUCUUCUUUCUUUCUUUCUUUCUUACAUCCCUUUUCUUUCUUUUUUACUUGCUUUCAUUCUUUUUUCUUCACUUUUCCCUUUUCUUGCAUUCUGUUUGUGGGUUUCUUUCUUUUUCCUCUUCUUUCUUUCUUUCCUUCUUUCUUUCUUUCCUUCCUUCUUUCCAUCCUUCCUUCCUUCUUUCCUUCUUUCUUUCUUUCUUUCCUUCUUUCCUUCUUUCUUUCUUUCUUUCCUUCUUUCUUUCCUUCUUUCUUUCUUUCUUUCCUUCCUUCCUUCUUUCCUUCUUUCUUUCUUUCUUUCCUUCCUUCUUUCCUUCUUUCUUUCUUUCUUUCUUUCUUUCUUUCCUUCUUUCCUUCUUUCUUUCUUUCCUUCCUUCUUUCCUUCUUUCUUUCUUUCUUUCUUUCCUUCCUUCCUUCUUUCCUUCUUUCUUUUUCUUUCUUUCCUUUCUUUCCUUCUUUCCUUCUUUCUUUCUUUCUUUCCUUCCUUCUUUCCUUCUUUCUUUCUUUCUUUCCUUCCUUCUUUCCUUCUUUCUUUCUUUCUUUCCUUCUUUCCUUCUUUCUUUCUUUCCUUCCUUCUUUCCUUCUUUCUUUCUUUCUUUCCUUCCUUCUUUCCUUCUUUCUUUCUUUCUUUCUUUCUUUCUUUCUUUCUUUCUUUCUUUCUUUCUUUCUUUCCUUCCUUCCUUCUUUCCUUCUUUCUUUCUUUCUUUCCUUCCUUCCUUCUUUCUUUCUUUCCUUCCUUCCUUCUUUCCUUCUUUCUUUCUUCCUUUCCUUCCUUCUUUCCUUCUUUCUUUCUUUCUUUCUUUCUUUCUUUCUUUCUUUCCUUCCUUCUUUCCUUCUUUCUUUCUUUCUUUCCUUCCUUCUUUCUUUCUUUCUUUCUUUCCUUCCUUCUUUCUUUCUUUCUUUCUUUCUUUCUUUCUUUCUUUCCUUCCUUCCUUCUUUCCUUAUUUCUUUCUUUCUUUCUUUCCUUCCUUCUUUCCUUCUUUCUUUCUUCUCAAAUUUACAUUUUAUUACUCUCUCUUCAUUCUGUCUUUACCAUAUGGCAUAUUUCUUAUCUCGUUUUCUUUUUUUUUUUGCCUGCUACAAACUUUUCUUCCCUCAAACGUACGUAUACCAGUUCCAUUGUAA
This is a messenger RNA of Acanthosepion pharaonis, 5601 nucleotides long. Lineage: Eukaryota; Metazoa; Mollusca; Cephalopoda; Sepiida; Sepiidae. The record is from the annotation of a GenBank genome assembly.